Messenger RNA from Xenia sp. Carnegie-2017, 1510 nucleotides. Its product is annotated as papilin-like. The transcript is spliced from 7 exons. Lineage: Eukaryota; Metazoa; Cnidaria; Anthozoa; Malacalcyonacea; Xeniidae. The record is from RefSeq and is a predicted model, not a curated record. The coding region runs from base 107 to 826 and encodes 239 amino acids.
AGGUACCCGUUGGCAUAAACAGACUGGGAACGAGAGAAAAUGGAAGAAGAAAGAAAGGAAUUUGACUGCAAAAGGUUUUCUAAAAGGUAGAAAGCAGUUUCUUCCAAUGCCAAUGACUGUAGGCGAAGGUGCACAGGAUCCAGUAAGGAAACCUGCUGUGUUUUCAAACCAAAAAUUGGUUCCCAGUAAAGAGCAUGAAAUGAAGAUUACUAAAGGCUUACCAAAAGCUUACGAUUGUUCUCUUUCUCCAAAUGGUUGUUGCUGGGAUGGACGUACACCAGCUUUUGGACCUGCUGGAAAAGGAUGUCCACAAUGCCGUGAUGUUUAUGAGGAUUUCUGUAAAAGAACCAAAAAGUUUUGUAACUACCCCAUGGUUGCUGAUUAUUGUCGUAUAACAUGCAAGUUAUGUGAUAGAGAAAAAGGCAGAACUUGUGAAUCAUCCAAAUACAACUGUUGUUGGGAUGGAACUACUUUUGCCAGUGGACCUAAAGGCCAAGAUUGUCCAAAAAUAAGAGACGAUCCUAAUGCAAGAUGUGCCAUGUUUGAAUCGGAGUGUUUAAGAAAUCCUUACUACAUGUGGACAAAAUGUCGACAAACUUGCCUGAACAGCUUACCACCAAUCAAGCCUUUCAUUCAGGAACUCGGUCCAAAUUAUGGCUUUGGUCUCCCGCCUCCUGCAUACGGGCAGCCGGCUGUGGGCUCAGGUAUUUUAUCGCAAAUACAGCCCACCGGAGAUUUGAACCCCGGAAUAGGUGGAUCAUACAGCCGUAAACGAAAAAAGACUUCGACAAGACAGCAGUUGAAUGUUGAAGGGAAAGAAGACUGAUAAUGAGUUGACUCUAUGUAAAAUUGCUAUUGUUUUUAUUGUGAUAGCUGAGCUUUCAGAGUGAUUUCUCAUAUAACAGUAAAAUGUAAUAAUAGAUGUAUUAUUUCGCGAGGAAAGGAUGUCGUUCGUUGUGACCAUCGUUCUAGUUUAGGAUGGUGACAUUAAACAUUUGGUAUUAUUGAUGUGGUUCUUGUUGAAUAUGGUUCUAGUUUAGGAUGGUAACAUUAAACAUUUGGUAUUAUUGAUGUGGUUCUUGUUGAAUAUGGUUCUAGUUUAGGAAGGUGACAUUAAACAUUUGGUAUUAUUGAUGUGGUUCUUCUUAAAUAUGGUUCUAGUUUAGGUUGGUACCAUUGAACAUUUGGUAUUAUUGAUGUGGUUCUUGUUGAAUAUGGUUCUAGUUUAGUUUGGUACCAUUGAACAUUUGGUAUUAUUGAUGUGGUUCUUGUUGAAUAUGGUUCAAGUUUAGGAUAGUAACAUUAAACAUUUGGUAUUAUUGAUGUGGUUCUUGUUGAAUAUGGUUCUAGUUUAGGUUGGUACCAUUGAACAUUUGGUAUUAUUGAUGUGGUUCUUGUUGAAUAUGGUUCUAGUUCAGGAUAGUAACAUUAAACAUUUGGUAUUAUUGAUGUGGUUCUUGUUGAAUAUGGUUCUAGUUUAGGAUAGUAACAUUAAACAUUUGGUAUUAUU